Annulohypoxylon truncatum is the source of this 1422-nucleotide messenger RNA. RefSeq names its product Snf7-domain-containing protein. Bases 1 to 1422 code for a protein of 473 amino acids. Gene Ontology annotation, biological process: late endosome to vacuole transport via multivesicular body sorting pathway; vesicle budding from membrane. Gene Ontology annotation, cellular component: cytoplasmic side of plasma membrane; ESCRT III complex; multivesicular body. Lineage: Eukaryota; Fungi; Ascomycota; Sordariomycetes; Xylariales; Hypoxylaceae. The transcript has 2 exons. The record is from RefSeq and is a predicted model, not a curated record.
AUGAGUGAACUUCUCAACUACCUAGUGCAACAUGACCAGAAUUUUAGAAGAGCGCGUCUUCCAGCUCUCUACUCUGAUUUCCGCUCCCAACGGACCCUAAAUCCGGAUGGCUUCGUCGCCAACGUUGCAGCAUGGAAGCGGGGACUCUCUUCUGCCGCACUCGCCGGCUAUACGCCAUCCAAAUCAACCGCGCGAAAUCACUUAAUCCUCGACCUAGACAGUGAUUCCCUCCUACGAUCCCUCGAGAGUAAGCAAUUUGGGCGGCCGCUGGCAUUAGGCACUGUUCUGCAAGAGGCGAUAGCGAACGGGGAGAUGAUGCCGUUGCAACAAUUCCUUAAGGCUAAGGAGAGUAUAUACUACCGAUCAUGGGGAAGCAUACCGUGGUCGGUUUUGUCUUGGGGGUUAAAGCAGGUAGGGAUAGGUGGACCAGGUGACAGCUUGCCUAAGGGCCAAUUCGUCGUAUUGCAAAACCUAGAGGUAGUGGCCAAGGCAUUCGGCGAAGCGAUUGCGGACCGCACAUCGCCAUUCGAGCGAAGCUUUUCGAAGGCUCAUUUCCGACGGACGUUUGCCGAGGGUUUACUUGAGAAGAAUCAACGACUUUCUGAGACCGAUGUUGAGAUAUUAGUAACGUUUCUUUCACGGGAUAAGAACAUACUAGCUACGGACGGGAACACGAUCAAGAUUCGGAGCACUGCUGAAGACGUGGUUAUUACGGAGGAGGACUCGGCGAUCGCGUCCCUGAAGGAGCUGAUGGAGGAUCUCACACGACAGACCGAACUACUGAACCAUCGCAUCGACGAACUAAACGUCGCUGCUCAAGAUGCCGUGCGCAGAAAGAACCGGAUUGCCGCGCUCGCGGCCCUCAAGUCAAAGAAACAGGCCGAGGCGAACCUAUCACGGCGCCACGCUACCCUCAGCCAACUAGAAGAUGUCGCUUCCAAGAUCGAGCAGGCAGCCGACAAUGUCCAACUGGUGAAAGUUAUGCAGUCGAGCACGGUCGCGCUUCGCAACCUCAACGCCCAGGUGGGCGGUGCUGACAAGGUCGACGAGGUACUGGAUAACCUACGCGAGCAGAUGGGCGAAGUGGACGAAGUGGGCAACAUCAUCGCCGAAGCAGGACCUGGCGCUACUAUUGACGAGACAGAGGUGGACGACGAGUUCGAGGCCAUGUUGACAGAGGAGCGGAAGAAGGACGAGGAGGCGGAGAGGAUCAAGCGAGAAGCGCGGGAGCAGAAAGAAGCCGAGGAGACAAGACGCAGGCUCGCCGAGUUGGAGAAAUUGGGACCUUUGCCCCUGCCUGGCCAGGUGGCAGAGAAGGAGACUAGACCUAUCACACCCGUCACGGCGACCGCUAACGAGCUAGGAGAUAUGCACAUACAGAAUGAUAAUGGGGCGCAGAAGAUAGCGCAGAAGGCCGUGUGA